UGUUGCCUGUCAUUCAAUGCAACCUUUGUCAUUUCCAGAGUUACUAUUGAAGUGCAUUGCUUUUGCAAACGGUUUUGUGGAAUCUUUUCCUCAUAUGCACACAAAUAACGUGAGAUUUGCCAUCUGGUGGGUUCUGGGAAGUGAAAUCCCAUCAGGGUUCCACAAUCAAGACUUUCAAGUCCUUCAUAAAAUUGAUGGGUUUCAAGAUAACCAUGUUGUCCGAACUUCUGAGGAAGAAAUCUCAGAUCAAAGUUUUCACGAAAUUAAGAACGGUGGUUUUGUACACGCUGAUUCCAUUGUGUCAAUGGAAGUAGAUAUCAAUGAUUUCCGUGGUUCAAGAGAAAGUUGGGGAAUUUCUCUUUGCAUUGUUCUCCAAGAUAUGGACCUUGAUGAUGUGUUUGAUCUUUUAUACCUUAACAUGACUUGUAAAGCUCCAGAAGAUGAAUUCUUCGAAGAAGAGACACGAUGGCGUGUUUCUUUUGAAGGCCAUUCCCACCAAAUUUUCAUCAUGUACUUGCCCUUAAGCAAUUUUGCAGUUGCUUGCAACAAGGUUGAAGUCAUAUUUUAUACCACACGAAGUAUGCGCGCAGGCAUUGAAGCAGAAUUGGAUGUGAAAUCUGACUGCGGAGAUCAUGGGAAGUUUAUAAUAAACAAGUGUGGCUGGCGAGUGACACGCAAGGAAGAUGUAGAAGAAUGGCUCAGAACAAUCCAACAAUGCAGCAGUACCAGACAAAAGAAUGAAAUCCUUUCCCAAUAAUCUGUUCAUAGAAGAAAGAGAUACCAUGAAGGGGAAGAUCGGCAAGAAGAAGUCACUGUCAAUGAUGUGGAAACAGAAACAUAUUCAGCUCGACGGAGAAAACUUAAAUUGUUUUCUUGAUUGGUUUCACUCAGGAAUUGGGAGGUCCAGAGCUUGAUGGUGCCAAUUUGGUUGGAGCACUUCGCACUGACUUGUUUGAUCCGUCUUCUAACUCUUACUUCUU
This is a messenger RNA of Neltuma alba, 980 nucleotides long. RefSeq lists its product as uncharacterized. Bases 17 to 757 code for a protein of 246 amino acids. The transcript has 2 exons. Lineage: Eukaryota; Viridiplantae; Streptophyta; Magnoliopsida; Fabales; Fabaceae. The record is from RefSeq and is a predicted model, not a curated record.